CAAAUUCCAUAUCACAUUCUCAACAAUGGAGGGGUUCUGGAGAAGCUCCCUGAGAUUUCAAGAGAUGAAGAUGAUUUGGUUAAUGGUGAUGGUGCUUGGAUUGCUUAGUCCAAGAGGAAUUGAGUGCAGAAAAGGCAGGGUUCUGCAGGACUCAUUUGAUUACUUAGCCUUAAGUUGUAGAGCUCACAGUGCAUCGAUAACCGAUUUUGGAGGAGUUGGGGAUGGGAAAACAUUGAACACCAAAGCAUUUAAAGAUGCAAUUAAUCAGCUAAGCCAGUAUUCAUAUAAUGGUGGAGCUCAGCUUUUUGUUCCUGCUGGACAAUGGCUUACUGGGACCUUCAAUCUCACUAGCCACUUCACUCUCUAUCUCCACAAGGAUGCUGUUCUCCUGGCAUCCCAGGAUAUAAAUGGAUGGCCUGUGAUCGACCCCUUACCAUCGUAUGGUCAUGGAAGGGACACAGCUGGUGGAAGGUACAUCAGUCUCAUAUUUGGAACAAAUCUCACUGAUGUUGUUAUCACAGGAGACAAUGGCACAAUAGAUGGUCAAGGUGAUCUCUGGUGGCAGCAAUUCCAUAGGAAAAAGCUCAAGUACACAAGACCCUACCUGAUUGAAAUCAUGCAUUCAGACAAUAUUCAGAUCUCCAAUCUAACUCUUGUGAACUCCCCAGCAUGGAAUGUCCAUCCUGUUUACAGCAGCAACAUUCUUAUACAAGGCAUAACAAUUAUUGCACCAAUUACAUCUCCAAACACCGAUGGCAUCAACCCGGAUUCUUGCACAAACACGAGAAUCGAGGACAUCUACAUUGUCUCCGGAGAUGAUUGUGUGGCAGUUAAAAGUGGUUGGGACGAGUAUGGUAUCCAAUACGGUAUGCCAACAAAACAGUUGAUCAUCAGAAGACUAACCUGUAUUUCACCAUACAGUGCUGCCAUUGCAUUAGGAAGUGAGAUGUCAGGUGGAAUCCAAGAUGUCCGAGCUGAAGACAUCACAGCCAUUCAUACAGAAUCAGGAGUCCGGAUCAAGACAGCCGUGGGACGAGGCGGCUACGUGAAAGACAUCUAUGUCCGGGGAAUGACAAUGCACACAAUGAAAUGGGUGUUUUGGAUGACCGGAAACUAUGGCUCCCAUGCUGACAAUCACUACGAUCCCAACGCGUUACCAGUGAUUCAGGGGGUGAAUUACAGGGACGUGGUGGCGGAGAAUGUGACGAUGGCAGCUAGACUAGAGGGGAUUUCCGGUGAUCCAUUUACUGGUAUUUGCAUAUCGAAUGUAACGAUUGGUUUGGCGAAGAAGGCGAAGAAGGUACCUUGGACUUGUGCCGAUGUUCAGGGCAUCACCAGUGGUGUGGUUCCUCCGCCGUGUGGCUUGUUGCCGGAUCAGGGUCCAGAAAGAGUUGGAAUAUGUGAUUUUCCGGCGAACAAUCUAGCCAUUGACGCGGUAGAGUUACAGAGGUGUUCUUACACGAAUUAUUCGUGAAUUCUAUCAACAUGUUCGAGUGAAAAAAUACUAGUGAACGAGACUCCUACCCACGCGGGAUAUGUGGAGGAUCAGAUACAAGUACCCUUAUCGUUCAGAAAAAAUGAAAACUGUGAUCAACUUGUAAUAAAGUAUCUAUGGAUGAACUACAUUAGGAUCAUGCUUCAACACUCUGUAAAUCACUAUUGCCUGUCGUCAGCUGGUCUUUAUCUUGAUAUAUGUACAGAUCCUGUUGUUUGUUCAACAAUUCCUGAUCUCCGGUGGACCUCUCAGUAGGAUUCAAUCCCGAAUGAAAUUCAGGCCAUCUAUCAAAGAAAAAAGAACGAACAAAUCUUAUAAGAUUCCCAAUAAAUU
Messenger RNA from Ilex paraguariensis (yerba mate), 1828 nucleotides. NCBI's taxonomy places the organism in Eukaryota, Viridiplantae, Streptophyta, Magnoliopsida, Aquifoliales, Aquifoliaceae. The record is from the annotation of a GenBank genome assembly.